This is a messenger RNA of Akanthomyces muscarius, 492 nucleotides long. RefSeq lists its product as uncharacterized. The record is from RefSeq and is a predicted model, not a curated record. Gene Ontology annotation, cellular component: mitochondrion. The coding region runs from base 1 to 492 and encodes 163 amino acids. The transcript has 3 exons. Lineage: Eukaryota; Fungi; Ascomycota; Sordariomycetes; Hypocreales; Cordycipitaceae.
AUGUACGCUGCACGACAAAGGGUGUGCCAGGCCGCUCGCCAGCUGCCGCGCUCGACGCGCACAUAUGCCUCCGACGCCCACCACAAGCCCGCCGCGCCGGCCAACGAAUCCUUUGGAAAAGGAUCGAUUGUCGCCGUGACCACCUUCUUCGCCGGCGUCGCCGUCUUCUCCCUCAGGCCCGCCGAGGGCGAGGAGUCCGCCGUCAGCAGCAUGAUCAAUAAGUACCGCUCCCGCGCCGAGGACUGGGCCGAGAUCAACGCUCUUCACACAAAGGCUGCCGAGCAGGCCGGCUUCGACCGUAACCUGUUCGAGAAUGCCUCCAACAAGCACAGAUACGUCAACGUCUCGUAUCCCGAGGCCUUCCAAUCCCACGCCCCCCGAAACAUUCAAGCCGGACAGCUUGUCAACCUGGAUCAUGUUGUGGAGCACUACAAGAGUGAGCAUCUGAAGGACGAGGAGCGCAAAGCCAAGAAGCUGGCCGAGCAAAACUAA